AUGAAGAUCCUGGCUGUCUCUGCUCUGGCUUGUGCCAUCAUGGCUCUGACUGCUGCUGGUGAGUACGUCAAAUAUAAACAGUAUUAUAAACAAAUGAAUUUGUUCUUGCUAGACAAUCUAACUAUUGUGCUGCGUUACACCAUAACCUGUAAUUACAGUGGAGUGGUCUUGGAUGGGUGGACCCUACAUCACCUACGUUGAGAAAUAUAUGACUUGGGCUGAUGCUGAGGUAAGAGAUGAUUUACAUGGGCUGCAGGGUAUUUUUAAGUUUCAAACUAACAUUCAGGGACCAGAAUGAGAUAUUAAAUUAGAAAAAAAAACUAAUAAUCCAGAGACACAUACUUUAGGACUGUUAGCAUGACCUGCAGUAAAACGAGCAAUGAAUAAAUGUGUGGCUGUUGUCUAGGAAACGAAGGAGAUGGUUCACUCCUCUGAUUUCUGUCUUCACUUUAGAAGAACUGCAUCUCCCUGGGAGGACACCUGGCAUCAAUGCAUGGACUUUAUCACCGCAAUGUCAUCAAAAACCUGAUCUUUAAAAAAUCCCGUAAUCCAGACUCCUGGCUCGGGGGCUCUGACAGUGAAGAGGUAUACAUGAUAUUUUUGUUUUGUUAUGGUUCAAUCUGAGCCACCUCAGCUGACUCCUCUCAACGUGGAGGAGCAGAAGCUCUAAUCUGAGUGCCUGCUGAGUGUCCGAGCUCCUUACCCGAUCUCUAAGGCUGAGACCGGACACCCUGAGGAGGAAACCCAUUUCAGCCGCUUGUAUCCGCGAUCUCGUUCUUUCGGUCAUUACCCAAAGUUCAUGACCAUAGGUGAGGAUCGGCACGUAGAUCGACCGGUAAAUCGAGAGUCUCGCCUUACGGCUCAGCUCUUUCUUCACCACGACAGAUCGGUUAAGCGUCCGCAUCACUGCUGACACCGCUCUGAUCCGCCUGUUGAUCUCCCGCUCCAUCCAACCCUCGCUCAUGAACAAGAUCCCGAGAUACUUCAACUCCUCCACUUGAGGCAGGACCUCCCCUCUGACCUGGAAAAGGCAAUCUACCUUUUUCCGACUGAGGACCAUGGCCUCAGACUUGGAGAUGCUGAUUCGCAUUCCAGCCACUUCACACUCGGCUGCGAACCGCCCCAGCAAGAGCUGAAGGUCACUGCUCGACAAAGCUAGAAGAACCACAUCAUCCUCAAAAAGCAGCGACGCGAUCCUCUACCUGCUGAACUGGACACCCUCCACCCCCCGGCUGUGCCUAGAAAUUCUGUCCAUAAAGGUUCUGAACAGAACCAAAGUUUUUCUGUGCAGUUGAAAUCAUGCUCAGAAAAAUAAGAAAUGGUAGAAGUCAUGAUGAAGUUGGCAAACUUUGAUGGGGUAAGUAAUGUCUGGAAAAGGAUAAGUCAACAGUGGGAGCAGGAUAAGGACACGCAGUACGAAACAGUCUCAGUGUGACACGAAGUUUGGGAACUUUAUCAGAAAAACCUUCAUCCAUAGACAGUGUGGUGACGUCAGCAUUGAUGAAUUGAAUAGAUGACAGAUGCUGACCCUGUCGUAGUGACUUCUUCUCAUGGAUCUGUUCUGUUUUCUAGGAGGGAGCUUGGCGCUGGACCGAUGGGACAGCUUUUGACUAUGAUAACUGGUGCCCUGGAGAGCCAAACAACGGACCAGGGGUCGGUCAGAACUGUUUGUACUACAACGCCGGUAAAUAAUAAAUAUAUCUUUGUUUUUUCAAAGUGCAAAAGUGUAUUAAAAUAGUUUUCUUUUUGAAUAAAUGUUUUCUUAUUUGUAGUUAAUACUGAGAGUCCACAGUGCCUUACGAUGGUCUCUUCUCCUGUGUUUCUGGUUAGGUCGAAGGUGCUGGGAUGAUAAUGAGUGUGAGAAGCAGUUUCCAUCUGUCUGUAUGAAGGCUGAAGAGUCCUGA
Messenger RNA from Xyrichtys novacula (pearly razorfish), 1904 nucleotides. NCBI's taxonomy places the organism in Eukaryota, Metazoa, Chordata, Actinopteri, Labriformes, Labridae. The record is from the annotation of a GenBank genome assembly.